CGACCCGGCCGAGGGCGACUCUUACUGGAUGUUCCUGACUCGACGUGCGCGUCCGGACCCGAGGCUGACUGUGGGGGAAAAGCCACUGAGAAGCGAAUGAAGAAAUAUCUAAUCUUUCACUUCACAUACAGAGGACUUCUCACGAAAGGCAAGAAGAGUAAAAGGAGAAAAUGGAGUAUACGCUGCGAAAGGCUGAACCAAGGGACGUGUCUGAUAUAUUACGACUGGUGAAGGAACUUGCUAAAUACGAGGAGAUGGAGCACCAGGUGAGACUGACCGAAAAAGAUCUCCUUGAAGAUGGUUUUGGUGAAACCCCGUUUUACCAUUGCAUCAUCGCUGAAACCCAAGAGAAAGGUGGAGAUGGUCUGAAGGUGGUGGGUUUCGCUAUGUACUACUUUACUUAUGACCCCUGGGUUGGCAAACAGCUCUACCUGGAGGAGUUCUACGUGAUGGAUGAGUACAGAGGACUGGGCAUCGGCUCCGAUAUCCUGCGGCACCUCAGUGAUCUGGCGAUGAAGACGCGCUGCUCCGGCAUGAUGUUUGUGGUGGCGGAGAACAACGAGUCGUCCGUCAAUUUCUACAAGGGGCGCGGUGCCGAGGACCUCUCCCAGGAGGAAGGCUGGAGGCUGUUCCGGUUCGAUAAGGACAGCCUCGUCAAGAUGGCCACUCCGGCUGAGGAAUGACGGAAGGCGAGCGGAGCAGAGGAGGGAGACGAGGACACCUGAGGAGGGCGUGUCCGGCUCCUCUGCUGGCCUCCACGCAGACGAGGGUUCCUUUUAACAAGUUCAGCUUUUAAAAAGGGGAAAUCUGUUUCACUAUAACAAGGUUGUGUGUUUUAGUUCGCGUGUGUUGCUUAAUCACGUUUCUAAUGUUUUACGCUGAAUAGCUGUAUAUGUGUUUAUUCUUACCUUCCAUUGAUCAUUCUUUGUUAGUGCUGAUGCAUUUGAUGUGCAGGGAAGACUUUCCAUGACUUUACAAUAAAACUAUAACCGAUCCCA
Molecule: messenger RNA, 998 nt
Organism: Limanda limanda (common dab)
Lineage: Eukaryota; Metazoa; Chordata; Actinopteri; Pleuronectiformes; Pleuronectidae
Product: diamine acetyltransferase 1-like
Exons: 6
Coding region: 171-683 (170 amino acids)
Molecular function (GO): N-acetyltransferase activity
Source: RefSeq, a predicted model, not a curated record